Molecule: messenger RNA, 666 nt
Organism: Parathielavia appendiculata
Lineage: Eukaryota; Fungi; Ascomycota; Sordariomycetes; Sordariales; Chaetomiaceae
Exons: 1
Coding region: 1-666 (221 amino acids)
Biological process (GO): polyketide metabolic process
Source: RefSeq, a predicted model, not a curated record
AUGGACAUCAUCACAACCAUCGGCGGUGACGAUGACGGUCUCGAUGGGCCAGUCGCCGCCCGCCUACGUGUCAAGAGACUUGUCACCGAAGGCACAUGCUUGCGCUCUGCAGCCAGGCAGCAUUACGAGUAUGCCAGACACAUGUUUGUCUUCUUCGUCGACAACAGAAUCAGCCAAAUCUUCGACAUCUCUGACGACAGUGAGAAGCAAGGCCAGGCUCAACCCAUCGUGCCGCCGCCCACCCUGCGACCUCCGCCGCCGCGGGUUUCGAUCGACAUGCGGCAGUUCUAUGCCGACUACAUCGCGUGCAUCAACAGUGGGAGGCUGGCUGAUGACCUGCACCAAUUCUGCAAGCCGUCAGGGGUCGUGUGGAAUGGCACUCGUUUGUCGGUGCAGCAGUACGGGGAUAUGAUUCAGGCAAGCCUCGACGCUAUCUCGGGGCUCUUCUUUGACAUUCACACCCUGGUGGUCGACCAAGCCCGACAGCAGUUGGCAGCCCGGAUCGAGUUCACUGGAACACCUGUCAAACCAUAUGCCGGGGGAGUCCCCAGCGGACGACAGGUUACUUUCGCCGAACAUGUCUUUUAUUGGCUGGAGCAGGGGAGGAUAUCGGAUGUCUUGUCGAUUGUCGACUGGGAGGAGUACAGGUCGCAUCUUGCUCGGUGA